Messenger RNA from Lottia gigantea (owl limpet), 1038 nucleotides. RefSeq lists its product as hypothetical. The coding region runs from base 1 to 1038 and encodes 345 amino acids. The record is from RefSeq and is a predicted model, not a curated record. Gene Ontology annotation, molecular function: actin binding. Lineage: Eukaryota; Metazoa; Mollusca; Gastropoda; Lottiidae. The transcript has 2 exons.
AUGUCAUCUGAAUAUUCUCGAACGGUUGCUGUCACCUGUGAGAGAUGUCAAUCCAAAAUGCAACUAAUAUCGGAAAUGUUACUUUUAACUUGUGAUCCAAGACCAGUCAACACUGAAGAAAUGCUUCAGCUAGAUGGAUCUUAUGUAGCAUUCAAGAAGGAAGUAUCACUUCGUUUGAAAGAUCUGUCCAAAACCAUACAAUCAAUAGCAUCUCAAGUUCAAACAGUGUCUGUGGUAUGGGCAGAUAUGUCAGUUGAAAUUCAAAACUUAUCUGAUUGUGCCAUCUUGAUCAUGGAAUGUUGUUGUUCGGCAGCAUAUUUUAUUGCUGUAAAUUUUCAAGGUAGUGUGAAAGCUACUCCAGGGAUCAUUGAUAAGUAUCAGCUCAGUAGAGCAGGAAUCGAGUUGAAACUGAGCUGUACACGACUGAAACGAUCCAGAUCAGAGGAUAUUACAUCACAAGUUUUAGUUGACGUUUGUUCUUCCAUAUCCAAAGCUCUUUCUGUUAUGACAGAUUGCUGUAAAAAUGCUAGUGAAAAUGCCAAAGAUUCAAGUGAUCAAGACUUGUUCAAACUCAGUUUAAAGAGUGUGACAUCUAGUGCUAGUUGUCUGUUAGCCAGUGUGAAAAGUUUCCAAAACAAUUCCUCUCCUAAUCAUUUAAAUAGAGUUAUAUCUUUUUGCGACCCUGUGAUAACAGCUAGUCAUGCAUUAGUUGCUUUUGCAACUGAAGAAGAAUUUUUUGGUAUUCCUGCAGAACUUACCUCAGAUGCAAGAGAAUCUCAGAAAUGUGUCUUAGGUGCUUGUAUGAGUAUUGUAUCAGGCAGUAUACAAAUGAGUAAGUCAAUUCGAGACCUUGCCUUUGAUAUGAUUAACACCAAGCACAGAGAAAGAGUUGCUUUAUGUACAGAUUCCAUUGAAAGAUCUUCAGUCCAGUUAUUAGAUCUACUUGAUAAAUAUGAUUAUUCUGAGAAUAAUUCCAUAGCCUCUAAUCAUACUACCCCAUCCACUCCGAGUCCAUCUUCCACUAUGCCUACCAGUUAA